Cryptococcus deneoformans JEC21 is the source of this 1955-nucleotide messenger RNA. RefSeq lists its product as hypothetical. The transcript has 9 exons. The record is from RefSeq and is a predicted model, not a curated record. Bases 209 to 1744 code for a protein of 511 amino acids. NCBI's taxonomy places the organism in Eukaryota, Fungi, Basidiomycota, Tremellomycetes, Tremellales, Cryptococcaceae. Gene Ontology annotation, cellular component: membrane. Gene Ontology annotation, molecular function: transmembrane transporter activity. Gene Ontology annotation, biological process: transmembrane transport.
CGCCCACCGCCAGCUCCUCCAGCUCACCAAAGGUCAACUGAUAACGCAUACAACAAACAGAUAACGGCCCGUAUUGCUAUGUUGCUCACUCUCUUGCAUCUACUCACUCACUCAUUCACUCACUCGCCCCUCAACCAUCUCCACCGCAAACUCAUAUAAUAUCCCCUUCUUGGAUCAUGCCCAAAGCCCACCCAAUCAACCGUCAAAGAUGACAUCCCCUACAACCACCCGGCCACCUAUGCCGCCUUCGCCCAAGUCUAGCUUUGACGAACCCAAAGAGGAUGUUGUCGUCGAGCUUCGGGGGGUCGAUGCAAAAUACACCAAGCCUAUCCCUGAGAACAUUCGCAACCUGUCGGCGGACGAGUUGAAAGCCAUCGAAAAGAGGAUCGUACGCAAGGCGGAUAUGGUUAUGAUGCCUAUCAUGGGUCUCUUGUACAUCUUGAACUACGUUGAUCGUCAGAACUUGGCAUCUGCCAAGCUUCAAGGUAUCAUGACCGACCUCAACAUGACUACUCAGCAGUUUGCGACAGCAGUGUCUAUUCUAUUUGUGGGAUACCUCCCUUAUCAGAUCGUAUCAAACGUCCUUAUCAGCCGUAUCUCCCGUCCUGGUCUUUAUAUUUGCAUUGCUUGUGCCAUCUGGGGUGUCCUCAGCGCCUGCACAGCCGCCGUCAAAUCUUACGGUGCCCUCCUCGCUGUCCGUAUCAUGCUCGGUUUCGUCGAAGCCGUGUUCUUCCCGGGUGCUAUCUAUCUCCUAUCUGCUUGGUACACCAAGAACGAACUUGGUAAACGUAUCGGAGGUCUCUAUAUCGGACAGCAAGUCGGUAACGCCUUUGGGGGUCUUAUCGCUGCGGGGUGCUUGAAGCUUGAUGGUGUGCAUGGUAUCGCCGGUUGGCGUUGGCUUUUCAUCAUUGAGGGUGCAGCCACAGUCGGUGCCGCUCUUCUUUGUGCCUUUGUGCUUCCUGAAUACCCUUACAACGCUCGUCUCCUCAAACCUUUGGAGAGGGAGGUAGCUGUCUGGCGAUUGGAAAUUGAAGCAGGUGCAGCGGAAGGUAAUGAGAAGGUUGGAGCUUGGGCUGGGUUUAAAGAAGGCUUCCACGACCCCAAGCUUUAUGCGCUCAUCUUCUUCAACAUGAUGUCCCAGACUCAAGGUUCUAUUGCCAACUUCUUCCCUACUAUCGUUCAAACCCUUGGAUACAGUUCUAUCAUCACCCUUCUCCUCAGUGCGCCGCCAUAUGUCUUUGCAGGAGGCUACUACAUGGGUAUGACAUGGAUCAGUGACCGUUACAACAUCAUGUACCCCCUUAUCGUGAUCAACAUUUGCCUCGCCAUCGUCACUUACAUCAUCCCCAUGGCCACCCUCUCUAUUGGCGGUCGAUACACUGCCAUGAUCUUCAUGCCAUGUACCUCUGUCGGUCCUCAACUGCUACUUUACAAGACUAUCAACCACCAUAUGCCUAGACCUGUCGCCAAGAGGGCAGCGGCUAUUGCGUUGAUGAACGCUAUCGGCGGUACCUCUAAUAUCUGGGCGAGUUACCUUUGGUUUUCUGGACCAAAGUAUUACGCUGCCUUUGGAACCUUUAUUGGCGCGGCAGUUCUUUUCCUCAUCACUAUCACUGCUUACCGCUUCUAUGUCCGACGUGAAAACAGACUGCUCGACGGUACCCCCGAAGAAGUGGCAAGAGUUAUGAAGAGGGGUGUCACUCAAGAGCAGGUCGAUAUGGGAUGGAGGUAUGAGGGUUACUAAUAAGUAGAAUCUUUAGCUAUAAGGAGAAGGUAGGAUGAGGUGAUCCUUUGUUGUUUUAGGUACGAUACAUACGGUUCAGUCCUUGGCCGGUUUGUUAAAAAGGCAAUGUUCUCGAGGUUGAGUUUACGGGAAAUCGUCAUGUAGCACGUGGGAAAUAAGGUACUUUUAUUCUAUAAGUUGUCGGUCGGAUAUUAUGCAAACUGAGUUGUAC